UUUCACACCAUUUUUAACCUAAAAACUUGCAUUUUCUUCUUUUAAAACAAAUUUGCAUAUAUGCACCUGAAUUUUGCUUUUCUUAUGGCAAAUUCUAUUUAAAUAAUAAAUCAUAUAAACAAGUCCACGCGAACCAAGUUUGACUUUGAUCCGGCAAAACCGGAACACUCCGGCUCUUUCAGAAGGUUUUCUUUAAGGUUUGUUUACACUAAACGAUUUCUUCUCCUUCGCCGCACACAUGACACACCUUCUAUCUCCUUGUGUAAAUCCCUCGAGUGUCCUUUGACAUAGCUAUGAUCGUGGGUUAAUGGCGAUUUCUGAAUCCAACCCUGACUCAAAUCUAAGGAUCCUCCAAGCUGGAGAUGAAUGGCAAAAGCUUCUUCUAUUCGCCAAUUCGUCACAUCCAGAUUCAUCCCCCCUGUUCCGGGUCUGGGUCUGCUUAAGGGUUUCAAACUUGUCGAAGGUUCCAGUACUAUUCUACACCUCUUCCAAGUCCACGCUAGGCUUAUCACCUCUGGUAACUUCUGGGAUUCUUCUUGGGCUAUCAGAUUGUUGAAGUGUUCUUCGCGUUUCGGCGAUUCCAGCUACACCGUAUCGGUACACCGCAGCAUUGGGAGGCUCAACUGUACUAACUCCGUCUUUAAGGCGUAUUUGGUCUCUUCUGCUCCGAGACAAGCGUUGGGGUUUUACUUCGAUGUAGUGAGAUUUGGUUUUUUUCCUGAUAGUUACACCUUCGUUUCAUUGAUUAGUUGUAUCGAGAAGACGUCUUGCAUUGACUCUGGCAAAAUGUGUCACGGGCAAGCCGUUAAGCACGGAUGCGAUCGAGUUUUGAAUGUUCAAAACUCGUUGAUUAAUAUGUAUGCCUGUUGCGGCGCUUUGGAUCUUGCGAAGAAGCUGUUUGUUGAAAUUCCUAAGAGAGAUGUUGUGUCUUGGAACUCGGUAAUCAAGGGGGCGGUGGUGAAUGGUGAUCUUUUGUAUGCGCACAAGUUGUUUGAUGAAAUGCCUGAUAGAGAUUUGGUUUCUUGGAAUAUCAUGAUUAGUGCUUAUUUGGGUGCUAACAAUCCUGGAGUUUCCAUUAGUUUGUUCCGUGAGAUGGUUGGAGCAGGGUUGCAAGGAAAUGAGAGUACUUUGGUUUCCUUGAUGAAUGCUUGUGGUAGAUCAGCUAGACUUAAGGAAGGUAGGUCGGUUCAUGCUUCAUUGAUAAGAAGAACCUUGCUGAAUUCGAGUGUAGUUAUUGAUACAGCUCUGAUUGACAUGUAUGGAAAGUGCAAGGAAGUAGAUUUAGCACGUAGGAUAUUCGAUAGUGUCUCCCGUAGGAACAAAGUUACGUGGAAUGUGAUGAUAGUGGCACAUUGUCUACACGGGAAUCCUGAAGAUGGGUUCGAAUUAUUUGAAGCUAUGAUCAGUGGUAUGCUCAUGCCUGAUGAAGUAACAUUUGUUGGUGUUCUCUGCGGUUGUGCUAGAGCUGGGCUUGUUUCUCGAGGAGAAAGUUACUACACCCUGAUGGUUGAUGAGUUUGAGAUCAAACCAAACUUUGGACACCAAUGGUGCAUGGCAAAUCUUUAUUCCAGCGCCGGAUUCCCUGAAGAAGCAGUGGAAACUCUGAAGAAUCUGCCAGAGGAAGACAUGACGCCAGAAUCUGCAAAAUGGGCUAACUUGCUCAGCUCAUCGCGUUUCACAGGAAAUCCUUCUAUAGGGGAGAGCAUUGCCAAGUCCCUCAUAGAGACGGAUCCUCAGAACUACAAGUAUUACCAUUUGCUGAUGAACAUCUACGGUGUUACAGGACGGUGGGAGGAUGUUGAUAGAGUGAGGGAGAUCGUGAAGGAAAGGAAAAUAGGACGGAUACCCGGGUGUGGCCUUGUGGACUUGAAGGAGAUAGUCCAUGGAUUAAGACUAGGAUGCCAAGAGGCAGAAAAUGUGAUCGAAGAGACUAGUUUAGAGAAAUCAGUGAUUUACUGACAUAAUAAUAAGCUAGUCCCCAAAUCAAAGCGCACUUUCGCCAGAUCCUCCAGGCUAUGAAGUCAUGAAAAUUGAAAGCUGUUCUUGGGAAUGAGCAUGAGUUUGGUCUGUUUUUGUAGACAGAGUAGUAAAAUUUCUGAUUUAGAAUGGAAAGAGGAGAAAGUUAUGGUUUCUCAUCAGAGUGUAUCUGGUCCUGUCUCAUUUUUUGUUUUUUUUCUUUUCUUUUCUUUGGGGUUAGAUUUGCCAAUUCUUAGAUUUGAGAAAAGCUUUUUAUAGCA
Messenger RNA from Camelina sativa (false flax), 2237 nucleotides. Its product is annotated as pentatricopeptide repeat-containing protein At3g51320. Gene Ontology annotation, biological process: RNA modification. Gene Ontology annotation, molecular function: RNA binding; protein binding. NCBI's taxonomy places the organism in Eukaryota, Viridiplantae, Streptophyta, Magnoliopsida, Brassicales, Brassicaceae. The record is from RefSeq and is a predicted model, not a curated record.